AGCUUGUAUGUAUAGAAACCCCUAUAAUUAAUCAGCAGCGUCCCUGAUAUUGAUACUUCGAUUAUCUCCACCUGCCUGGCAGUUGUUACUUAUGGUCUGGAGUGGUGGUUAUUAUUUACUUGCUGGUGUAUUUACCAAUAUUAUAGAAGCAUCGAGUGCCAAUCGAUAAGCACUGGAAUUGUCGGGUUCAUAAAAAUUGCAACUCUUUAUAAGAAUUGAGGCAGCAACUCUUGGUCCAUUAAUUGAACUUUGUGCCCGACGUGUAUCCUUAGCUGUUGACAAAAGUAAUAGUUUUUAUUUUUAGAUUUUCUUUCUUUGAAUUUUAUUUUGAAACGUUCGUAGUACGAACUUGGUACGGUCAAACUGAACAUGAACGACACUUUGUCAUCCAUCGGCAUGGAUCUAAUCCUGCACGGGAUACGAGAACUUCAGGAUUUGAGGGGAGUGUUGAGACGCCCCCAGAUUCAGGUGACGGUGGGGCUGUUCCUCUUCGUCCUCUUGUGCCUGACCUCCUAUGCGAUCAUGACCCUGACGAGGAAGGCACGCAUGUUGAGAAAGUUCCCAGCUGCGUGGAAACUCCCCAUCGUGGGGUCAAUUCCACUAAUGCUGGGUUCACCCGAAUCAAUGUCGUCCAGAGUUGCAAUUGGAACGUGGUUGUGGGGGAGAGUUUUCACGUUUUGGUUGAGCCACAUCCCGUACCUCGUCAUCACUGAUGCCGACGCCGUCCAAAAAGUCCUGUCCUCCACAAAGUACAUUGAGAAAGGGAAGAACUACAAUCAGUUCGAAUGGCUCUUGGGGAACGGACUCAUCACUUCGAACGGGCACAUGUGGAAAGAAGACCGCCGUUUGUUGAGCCCCUCUUUUAAGUAUCAGCGAUUUGACGGUUUCCUGACCUACUUUAACAAGCACAGCAAAAUUUUGGUUGAAAUUUUGGACAAAGUUUUCGUGGAGGGUAACAGUAAGAAGGACAAAUCUGGGGGGAAGGAAAAGGACGUCAACCUUCAUCCCUACUUGAGCAGAGCCACCAUGGACUUCAUUUCGGAAUCUGCUCUGGGCCUUGAUUCCAAUUUCCAAUCGGAUAUUCAUGCAAAAUUUCUGGAAGGAGUUCACAUGGCGCUUGCUGCUGUCAGAACGAGAGUAACCCGACCAUGGCUAACUGUCCCAAUUAUUUGGGACAUAUUUGGCUUCGGAAAGGAGGAAAAAGCUGCGACGGCUGUGUUCAGCGAAAUUAUGAACGAAAAUAUCUUGAAACGAAGGGAAAUCCUGUCGAACAACGAUGGAGCCAUCGCAGGAACGAAACCAUUUAUUGAUGCUCUUCUUGAUUGUAAAUCCAACAAGGAUAUUACCGGACACAUUCACACAAUCUUCGGGGCUGGAUUUGAAACGACGGCGAGUGGGAUGAACUACACCCUCUUCCUUCUCGCUCUCAACCCACACUUGCAGGCCAAAGUUCACGAAGAGCUGGACCAAGUGUUGGGGAAGACCUCUGAAGACCUCGACGUCACAUUUGCGCAUUUAGCCGACCUCAAGUACUUGGAAAUGUGCAUUAAAGAAACGCUGCGCCUCUUCCCUCCAGCCCCGGCCAUACUUCGCAAUGCCGUCGAAGACAUUCCGUUGGAGACUGGCCAGGUCAUCCCCAAGGGCGUGGACAUGCUCUUCUUCCUCCGAGAUGUCCAUUUAGACCCGAGACAUUUUCCGAACCCCGGAAAGUUUGAUCCGGACAGGUUUCUCCCUGAAGCGUGUGCCUCUCGACACCCUUACGCCUACAUUCCCUUCUCUGCAGGGCCUCGAAACUGCCUCGGGUUGAAGUACGCCAUGGUACAAAUGAAAUGUUGCUUGUCCCACAUUCUCCGACAUUUCAAGGUGUCAACCCAACAAAAAAGGGACGAUUUGAAGAUUGUUUACGGAAUGGUGUUGGAAACUUCCCCUGCAAUCGAGCUGACACUGACCCCGCGAGAACAAUGAGAAACUGUGAAACAGGAAAACUGUGCUAUAAGCAAUUAAAUAUUUCGAUAAAUUAAAAUGUUAGUUACAAAACCUUGGCAGAAAGUCUAGUAAAUAAAAACCUACGUGCAGACUUGUUGCAGCCCGUGUCAGGCAAGUUGUGGUUAUCACCCAA
Messenger RNA from Folsomia candida, 2119 nucleotides. RefSeq names its product cytochrome P450 4C1. The transcript has 12 exons. The record is from RefSeq and is a predicted model, not a curated record. The coding region runs from base 370 to 1965 and encodes 531 amino acids. Lineage: Eukaryota; Metazoa; Arthropoda; Collembola; Entomobryomorpha; Isotomidae. Gene Ontology annotation, molecular function: monooxygenase activity; iron ion binding; heme binding.